GUUAAAAAGCAAUAGAACACAUUUCAAGCGCUCGAUUCCAUUCGAGCAGUGCAUCCCACCACCAUCGGCAUGGCGCAGCGCGAGGUCUGCAUCGGCUGCGACCGCCCGCCCUGCGUGUGCUACUGCGACCUGCUGCCGUCGCCGCGCCUCUCGCCGGGCUUCCGCAUCCACUGCGUACAGCACCCGAACGAGGCGAAGCGCAAGGCGCUCUCCAGCGUGCCGCUGCUCGCCCAUGCGCUCGACAACUUUACGCUCGAGGUCGCGGACGUGGCCUCGGCGCCGCCGCCCGACGAUCGUCGUCAGCGCGUGCUGCUCUUUCCAGGCCCGACGGCGACGCUCCUCUCGCCGCGUGCAAUCGCCAACCUCGAGCUCGUCGUCGUCGACGGCACGUGGAAAGAGGCCAAGCGCAUCGUGCAUAUGAGCCCGAGCUUGCAGGCGCUGCCGCGGGUCUUGAUUGCGUGCGACAGCGCGAGUUUGUACGGCACGCUGCGCAAGGAGCCCAAGGACGGCUGCGUCUCGACGCUCGAAGCGGUCGCGCAAGCCAUCACGGUGCUCUCGGGCGAUGCGGCGAUCCAAGCCACGCUCUUGUCGCUCUUUGGGUCGGUCGUCGGCCGGCAAACGGCGUACGUCGACGCCGGCAAGCAGGCGAACGCAGCCUACUACAACGGCGUGCCCAAGCCCGAGCGAACGCGGACGCUCGCCUGCGCCAAGGUUGUGGACGAGGCGAUGGACGCCGACGUGCGUGAGUACGUUUUCUACAUGACCGAGACGCGCCUCGAUGGGUCGAGCCGGUGGCACUUGGUCGGCGACGCGUUUCGGAGCACGUACAGUGCGGCCAUGCGCCUCUGUGUCGAGAGUAAUAUUGCGCGCAAGCGAGGCGACCGGAUCGGUGUCGUGCUCAAAGCGACGUACGAAAAACGCUCGGCAAGCACCUACGUUCCGAGUGUCGAAAGUUAAAACAGACAAGUUGUCCACUGUAUCCAGU
Molecule: messenger RNA, 985 nt
Organism: Saprolegnia parasitica CBS 223.65
Lineage: Eukaryota; Oomycota; Saprolegniomycetes; Saprolegniales; Saprolegniaceae
Exons: 1
Coding region: 70-957 (295 amino acids)
Source: RefSeq, a predicted model, not a curated record